Anthonomus grandis grandis is the source of this 600-nucleotide messenger RNA. RefSeq names its product cuticle protein 7-like. Lineage: Eukaryota; Metazoa; Arthropoda; Insecta; Coleoptera; Curculionidae. The transcript is spliced from 3 exons. Gene Ontology annotation, cellular component: extracellular matrix. The record is from RefSeq and is a predicted model, not a curated record. The coding region runs from base 148 to 537 and encodes 129 amino acids.
UUAAUAAUUCUUUUUUUUUUCUUUUGGAUACUUUGGGGACCGCAAACUUUUGAUCGAUAUAUAAACUAGAUCUUUGACCGAGUUUUGUAUCAGUCUCGUUUGGUUUACAAUUUGUGGUCAGACAAGCCGGUUAAAUUUAUUUAGAAGAUGAAUGCCUUCAGCGUUACAAUUUUCGCCGUUCUAGCAAUUAGUGGCAUCCUUGCCUUCCCCGACGGUCACCACGGAGACGAACAACAUUUUGUUCCGGGGUACCACUUUGAAUAUGGCGUCCACGAUCCCCAUACCCACGACGAAAAAUCUCAACACGAACAUCGCGAUCACGACCAGGUAAAGGGAGGUUACACCCUUCACGAACCCGAUGGUACCAAGAGGAUCGUAGAGUACACCUCGAAUAAACACGAUGGGUUCCAGGCGGUGGUACAUCGCGAAGGACAUGCCCAACAUCCUGCCCAUUAUGGUAAACAUGGACACGCUGGUGGUGUCGGUGGUACCAGCUACGUUAAGACCACUCAUUGGGGACAUGGCUCUGGCAAAUAAGAUGAAUAUACAUAUUUAGAAUACCAAAGAUGUUUGUUGAAUAUUAAUAAAAAAUAUAUGAGU